Ruditapes philippinarum (Manila clam) is the source of this 5249-nucleotide messenger RNA. RefSeq names its product complement C4-A-like. NCBI's taxonomy places the organism in Eukaryota, Metazoa, Mollusca, Bivalvia, Venerida, Veneridae. The record is from RefSeq and is a predicted model, not a curated record. Gene Ontology annotation, cellular component: extracellular region. The transcript is spliced from 41 exons. Gene Ontology annotation, molecular function: protein binding; endopeptidase inhibitor activity.
GAAAUUACAGUGAAGGAUUUUCUCAGAAUGCUCCUAUUACACUACAUGUAGCUAACACUCUAUUUGAGAAAUAUGAUUAUUUGAAGCCCAGCUGUUGAGACGAAAGGAUGUUAAUUUUAAUUAUUUUGUUUUGGAUAUUUGUUCCGGAAGUGCAAGGCGGUUACUACUUCGUCAUAGCUCCAAACGUGAUAAGAUUUGAACAAGAUGAGACAGUUGUUGUCAGUGUAUUUGGAGAAACAGAUGCAUCUGUCAAGCUUUGGAUGGAGCACGAGGGCAAACAAUUUUCAAUAAGAAAUGUCGUAGUUAAGGACCAAGAAACUCCAACUUACUUGACUGUGAAAGUCCAAGAAACUGAUAUAUUUGACAGUGUGGUUGACAAAAAGCCGAGGAAAGUCAAAUUAUGUUCGGAAUGGAAAGGAACGAAACAAUCAAGGGAAAUAAUCCUCAGCUAUCAUUCAGGUUACCUGAUCGUACAGACGGACAAACCGAUAUAUACACCUCGACAAAGAGUUAAAAUAAGAACUUUAGCACUUGAUGAAUCAUUUAAAGCUGUCGAUGGUUGGGAAGUAGGCAUGGAUAUUAUCAGUCCUUCAAACUUAACGAUGGGAAGAAAGUUGAUGAAGCAUAGUACUACAGGAUUCUUUCAAAAUGACUUCAUCUUACCGCCUUACCCUGAGAUAGGAGUUUGGACUGCAAGAUCUUUUUAUAAUGGACGGUUUGAAACUGAGUCGCGUGCCCUCUUUGAAGUUCGCGAAUAUGAUCCUCUAACGUUCGAAGUGACAGUUGACAUUGACGUUGAUUUUCUUCUUCCAGACACAAGAUAUAUUACUGUCAUUGUAAAAGCGAAAUAUGUAUACGGCAAGCCGGUUGAAGGAAAUGCAAGACUUAUGUUGAAAUUGAAAGACGAUGAUAAAGAUAGUGACUACAUCUUAGAAACUGCGAGAAAACAGUUUGAAAACAACAGGCACAAAGAAAGUGUGACAGAAUUCAAUAUCAAUGUUGAUCAAAUACUGAACUCUUCGUUACUAAGCAAUAAAUCUUUCCCCACCGGAAAACGCCUAGAAGUGAUUGCAAUGGUUUAUGAAAGUGCAACAGGGAACGAGGAGACUCGAAGUAACGAAGAAACAAUCUUCAGAAUGAAUCCAUAUAUUUUCGAGUUCACUAAAUCAAAACAGUUCUUCCGGCCAGAGUUGGAAUAUAACUUAAAGGUUCAAGCUCUAUAUGUAAAUGGGAAACCUGCUUCUAACCAAGAUUUUGUGUUAAGAAUGAACGAAGAUGGGACUUUUAAAGAAGAACGAAAUGUUACAACAAACGACGAAGGGCUAGCAAUAUGUAUAUUUCAGACGUCUAGCGGAAAACAGACAAUUUCAUUCACGGUGUCAUCUCUCGACAUGAUGUAUGAAAGUGAUAUAUUUGAGGUGACUGCAUACUCUGGAAAGAAUCAAAUCCAAAUUGAGCGGUUGGACACGGAGAAGAACAUGAUACGAGCCUUUACAAACACUAAAAGGCAUUCUUCAACUGGAAUGCUUAUUGUGGGUGUUUCACGUGGUAAAGUAGUUUAUACAAAAUAUAAAGAAGAAUCAAAUGUGGCUAAUCAAGAGAUUAAGGAGGAUCUACCAGAACUUGUCUCACCUGAUGCAAGACUUCUUGUCUUCUAUGUUGAUCAUACUACACAUGAGCUUGUCGCUGACUCUAUUAAGUUUGAGGUUGAAAAGAAAUGCCGCGGUAAAGGUCUAAAUUUAGAAACGGACAGGAAGGUAGUUAAACCGGGAGCCAGAUUCACGUUAAUUGUUACCGGAACCCCUUUCAUGCACAUCGGUCUAAACAUAAUAGACAAGGCACUCCUUUUACAGAACGAUAAGAAUAUUUUACAGAAGAGCAAGAUGUUUGAGACUCUCCAGUCACAUGACCUUGGUUGUGGAGAAGGUGGAGGGAGAUCAGGAGCUGAUGUGUUCAAGAAAACCGGACUGACAGUGUUAACUAACUCUUUAUUGGAUGAAAAGGAUAUAGUACGGACCACAGCCGGAUGUAAGGGAAAAACAAGAAAACGUCGGGAUGCCUACGGACAAUUAGACGAACACAGUGACUAUUUGGAGGAUAUUGCAAAGUUGACUAAUGCUGGUAUCCAAAGUAGAAUUAGAUCAGCUUCCCGAGAAUCCUGGAUGUUUGAUGUCUUAAGUUUAGAUAAAAAUGGUCUGAUGAAAAAAAAGGUCAUUCUUCCCGACUCCGUGACAGAAUGGCGGAUACAAGCUAUUGGUAUUACGAAAGAUGAAGGUAUGUGUAUUGCUGACCCACUCGAUGUAAAGGCUUUCAGAGAUUUUUUCAUCCAGCUUGAUCUUCCGUACAAAGCAUCUCGUUUGGAACAUUUUAAUGUGAAAGCAACAAUAUUUAAUUACGGUAUGCCAGGUGAUGACAAUAAAGUGGUCAAUGUUUACCUGCAAGGAGUUCCAUAUUUGUGUUAUAACAGCGAUCCAGGAGAACCAUCACCUCGAGUCAAAGUUGAACUUCCGCCGAAUAGCGCAGAAACAGUAACCUUUCCCAUGAUACCUUUAAAGAACGGUCUGUUUCCGGUAAAAGUGGUCGCCGCUAUUACGGAAGUAGGAAUACCUGAUGUUGACAUCAUUGAAAAGAAACUAUUCGUUGUAAAUGAGGGUAUAGAAGAUAAAAUAACAAUUGUUGUGUGUUUAGAUCCGAUGAAACAGAAAGAAGAUUGUAGAAAUGAUGUUCGUGUAGUUGAAGACAUUCAAACAAGCAAGGACGUAAGACAGUACGAAGUAGAUCUAACGCUUCCAAAAUCUAGUAUUUCACAGACAGGGGCAGCAACUGCUUAUAUCCAAAGUAGUGUGAUGACUAAUAUUGUCAAUACGAUCAUAGAGGGCGUGGAUUCUUUGUUUUCACAACCUGCCGGAUGCGGUGAGCAGACGAUGAUAAGGCUGGCACCAACUGUAUACGCCAUGACCUACUUAAAACAAACAAAACAACUGACCGCUGACAUAGAAACAAAGGGAAGUCAAUGGAUUAGAGAUGGUAUCUAUUUACAGUAUUAAGUGUAAAACAGAGAGGUUUCCCAAUUCAAGCAAGCCGACGGAUCAUAUGCUACCUGGCGAUACCGAACCCCUAGCACUUGGCUCACAGCAUUUGUUGCCAAGGUGUUCUGUCAAGCUAAGAAGGUUGUAAAUGAUGCUGUUGAUCAAGAGGAUGAUAUAAAACUUACAAUUGAUUGGCUGAAUAAUCAUGCUGAAGCUGAUGGUUCAUUUGUUGAUAAAAUGCCAGUUAUACACCGGGAAAUGAUAGGACAAGUCGAGAUCAAACAAAGAGAUCCUACCUUAACAGCCUUUGUACUGAUUACGUUACAAGAAUGUGGUAAUAUAUCUGCUCUUGUAAGUGCAACCGUCAACAGGGCAAUUAAGAUCCUUGAAGACCUCCCAGAAGACAAGUUAAAGAACAAUACUUACCUUUUGGCAAUAAGUACAUAUGCUUUAACCUUGUCCGACAGCAAAAAGACAGAUACGUUUUUGAAGUACUUACAUGACAUUAAGAGAAAUGAUAGGGAGGGUACAUUCUGGGGAAACUCGGGAGGUAAACCAGCAAACGCCCAAUCUGUAGAAACAACAGCAUACGCACUUCUUGCAAUGUUGCAAUCCCGGGACAUAAAAACAAGCUCAUCAAUUGUUAGUUGGCUUACCUCUCAAAGAGAAAGCAAAGGAUCAUUCAGAUCAACACAGGAUACAGUGGUCGGCCUGCAAGCUUUGUCUCAGUACAGCAUCGUUACCUAUUCUCCAGAAAUUGAUCUAGAGGUUACCUUUUUCGCAGACCAAAUGGUUUGGAGAAGAGAAGUAACUAAAGAAAAUGCUAUUGUUCAACAAAUUAUAUCAAGGUUACCUGUGGAAACCAUGGACAAUAAACUUACAUUGAUUGUUAGGGGAAGUGGAAGUGCAGUUAUGUCAAUAGAUCUUCGUUAUAACAGACCAGUCACUGCGGAAGAAUCUUGUCCCUUUACCAUCACUGAUAUUGAUGUUCAAGACGUCGAAGAUCUACCGAUUGAUACAAAUUUGGCAAUGGAAAGAAACUGUGAUGUGUGUGGCCGCUGUGAUGAGGGUAAUAGCGACUAUGACAACGAUUAUUUUAGAGAUGCACCAAUAAAGGCUCCUAAGAUACAAAGUACAUUUGGAAGAAAGAAAAGAGAUACAGAUAGUCGUCGUAUUCGUAAGACAACUCAGGAAAAAUGCAUUCGUUUCAGCGUAAGCUCUAAGAAUGAUCAAAUAUAUGGUAUGUCUAUUGUGAAGUUUGGGCUAGAGACAGGUGUCGAAGUGAUCAAGUCUGAUAUAGAAAAGCUCGUUAAGGAGAACAAAAUAAACAUUGCACAUUACGAAAUGCCGUCUGACGGUAUUGUGUUUUACUUACACGAGCCAGUUUUGUACACGACUUCAAAGUUGACCGACAAAGACCAGUUAAGAGAUAAAGGUAUGACUGAAAUGGGCGUGUCUCACUUUAUCUCAAUGUGUGCUUUAGAAGUUUUUGAUAAAUCUGAGGAGUUCAAACGACCUGCAAACCGAACAUCGGUCAACCUUACCUAUAAGCAUUGUACUCAGGUUUAUGGUACUGGGCCAAAUAAGGGCAAGAAUGUCUCGUACCAAUGCGGGCAAAACUCCAAGGAGUGCACAUGCUCUCUAAGUAUAUGCAUGCAACCGGUGGAAAAAGAACUUGAAAGGUUAGCCAGGAAUCGAAAAAGACCUGUUACAAAAUUGUAUCAAUACGCAUGUAACACGAACAAAGCAGACUAUGCUGUACGCGUAAGAAUAGAAGAGGUUACAUUUGAUGUUGUCAGUCAAGAGAAAAUUGCAAGAGGCACUGUGAUACAUAGUUUUAGUCAAGGGAUACAGAAUCUUGAGCCAGGCGACGACAUGCACUUUUUCUGGAAGUUCUGGUGUCAAUUCCCAGCAUUGCAAGAAGAAAAAACCUACAUUAUAAUAGGCAAAGAUGGCUAUAAAGUUAUAAAUGAUGAGGGACAAAUUUUCCGGUAUCCAUUAAUGGGAACAACAUUAGUCAUGGAGUAUAUGAGCCCACAGCAGGCCAGGAAAUUGGGAAGGAAAUAUAGAAUGCUCCAAAAGGUCCAGACCGAUUUCGAACGCAUAAUGACAUUUGGUUGUCAAUACUAGAAAGAAUUUGUUGAUUUUUUUUCAAAAUCAAGUGUUUAAAUGUAGCAGUGUUUCGAGUAAUGAGAUAAAACAAGACAUAAGUGGUUUUUA